AUGGUCAGCCUCCCACCUGUAGGCGGACUCGUCACCAUCAGAGAUGAGUCCCAUGAGAGUGGUGUCGUCCGCGAACUUCAUGUUCAUCUAUGUAGGAGAAUUUGAAGACUUGAAAAGAAAAAAAAAAAAGAUACUAAGAAAAUAAAUAAAUAAAACCCCAGCUGUUCCUGAAAGGCCUUUGUUAAAAUGAGCAUCAUGUGUUUAAAAAUGAAAAGACUCCAGACUAACAAGGAUUUCCUUAAGGGACUAAUGUUUAGGAACACUGUUUCAGGUCUGUAUCUCUGACCUUAAUGAAGGUCCGUUGCUUUGGGCAUCAGUAACCAUUCGUAAAGUGUCAAAAUAUGAAUAAUUCUAACGAUGCCAUAGCAAUUACCCUGCAUGUCACGUGUUUAAAAGAUUCUCAUGUUUUAUAUGAACUGGGUAUUUCAAAGGCUAUUUGUUACAAUAUUUCAGAUACUAUUCAUACAGCUGUAGCUUGUUUUUUUCUUUUGUUUUUUUCCCACAGCAAAAUCAGAUUAGAGCUGUUUACUUCCUUGUUUUUUUUUUAUUUAUAAAUCCUAGAGCCAUUGUGUUUAUGCUCAGGUGUAGUAGUCGGCAGCAGUUGAAACAAAAUACUAAUAUUUUUUAAUAGUAUAUAUUUAUCUAUUGUGGAUCAAGUUGCAGUGAUCAUUGUUCUGUGAACGUUACAUAAAUAUUAUGUAUCAUAUGAUACUUAUUUAAAGCUGGGAUGAAUCAGGUUAAUAUAUGUUUCUAAUUUAUUCAUUUGUGAAAUGUUUGUAAAUAUUGUUGCUAUAAUAAAUGCUGGAUGUCCAUUUCCUCAAAGCCCUCCUGUCUGCUCAGUACUGACCCCUGCUGUCCGCUUCGGUGACGUGCCGGACCAGGAAGACGAUGGCAUGAUUGUUGCUGAAUUUAGCAAAACAGAAGGAAAAAAUCGCUUUAGUUCAGCUCUGGGUUUCCAGAAAGAAAAACUAAGAGAUUUACCGUAAGACAUUUUGAAAACCAAAAGCUAUUUAUUAAAUUUUCUCCUCGGUUUUAACCGGAAGUAGAAAAACAGAAGCCUGUCAGUGAGGAAGAUGGGGAUCACUAAACUGGCCGAUCUAAUUCGCUCAGAUGCUCCAGAUGCUGUUUCUCACAAGGAUAUCAGUGACUACUCAGGGAAAGUCAUUGCCUUGGAUGCCCCCGUGAUGCUGAACCAGUUUCUCGCAGCAUCAUCGUCGUUGAGCCCCCUGACGGGUCUCUUUUUCCGCACCCUGACCUUCCUGGAACACGACAUAAAGCCAGUCUUUGUAUUCGAUGGGACACCUCCCGUGGAAAAGACACCUGUGCUGGAGAGGCGAGCUAAGGCAGCUGGUUAUAGCCCCCCCAAAAGAACAGGAAUGGCAUCAGCCCAGACUAAGGAUUCUGUAGAGCUACUGAAACACAUGGGGGUGCCUGUCAUCCAGGCUCCAGGGGACGCUGAGGCACUGUGUGCCCGGCUGGUCAGAGACGGGGUUGUGGAUGCAGUGGCCUCCGAAGACAUGGACACGCUGCCCUUUGGAGCGAAUGUUCUUAUUCGUCAGCUGAAUGCUAAGAAGGACAGUGAAGUCAUCGAGUACUCAUUACCCAAGCUGUUAGAGAAGCUGCAAAUUAGUCAUGAGGAGCUUGUUGACCUCUGUAUUUUGCUGGGCUGUGACUACUGCGAUAAGAUCCCUGGUUUGGGCCCUAAGAGAGCGCUGAUACUGAUCCAGAAGCAUCACACUAUUGAGAAUGUGCUUUUGAACAUCAAUAGGCAGACCCAUCCUGUACCACAUUUCUGGAAAUACAAAGAGGCAAGGAAGAUUUUCUUGAACUCGACAGAAAGUACGGUUCCUGAACUAGUGUGGACCGAGCCAGACGAAGAAGCUGUGGUGGACUUCCUCUGUCACACCAAGUAUUUCAGGGAGGAGAGGAUCCGUCGCCGCAUGAAGACGUUUCAUGAAAAGCGAGAAAACAGGCGAGAGGAGAGGAAAAUGGAGAAGGCAGAGGGACAUACCAGGCAGACUCGCAUGGAGAACUUUUUCAGAGUUACGAGAAAGAGGGGGCAGCCAGCGGAAGCCCUGUCCUCAUUAGGCGACAACGAGAAGAAAGCAAGAUCAAAAUAAGUCAACCUUUAUCGUUGUUUUUCUCUGGGACGGUUGGCUUUUAGAUGGCAGAUUCCCAAAUGUGUGAUUCAAUCUUAAAAUGGUCUGAGGUAAAUGAUCUGAACAAAAAUCAUCAGGCCACUUUUUUUUUUUAAUAACGGAUGUUAUCUCUAUUCUGCCCAAUGUUUACAAAAGUGAAAUUCAGGCUGCUGCUGGUUGAUGAUCAUUGUGUAGGUUAAAAAAAUGACUGCUUUGACAGAGAGCCUAAUAUUAAUAUAAUUAAUAGAAACCCAACUCAGAAUCAUGGAAAUAUAUUGACCGUAUCCCUUCAUGGCUUCCGUGGAACACUAUUGCCUCUGCCCGUGGAAUAUUGUGCCUUUUUGUAUGAACUGCGGUGUUCAGAACAAUCCUAUUCAGUUUAAUGUCUCGCUACACGAAGCGGUUUCCUGCAGAGCUAGAGAGACGAGCAGAUCAGGAGGUGGACGGUCAUGAAAGAGAACAGAAGGAUCACUGUCAUGGAGGCCAAAACUAGGGACAGGCGAUGUCUCUUCUCUGGAUAUUCAAUCAGCACCUGCUGUGCAACAGGAGCCAAGACAGACACUAAAGGCUUGAAUUUUAAAACGUGCACUUUGUUGCUUUCAUUUCAGAAAACCAAAAUGAGAUUACUAAAUCCACAUGGUGGAAAAGAUAUUUUGAAGAAAAUAAAGUUUAGGUCCUGUUUUAGCUAUUAUCUUUUUAGUUUUUUUUUUUUUUUUUUUUUUUUUUUACAUGUGGUUAUUUUACUUUAAAAAAAAAAUCUGUUGUAUUUGGUUGUGUGAUGUUUACUGUGAGUCUGUAAGAAUGGACUUCUCAAUUUGUCUGGAUGUCUGCCAAAUAUAACAAACCUGACAAGAAA
Fundulus heteroclitus (mummichog) is the source of this 2994-nucleotide messenger RNA. Its product is annotated as probable flap endonuclease 1 homolog. The record is from RefSeq and is a predicted model, not a curated record. Lineage: Eukaryota; Metazoa; Chordata; Actinopteri; Cyprinodontiformes; Fundulidae. Gene Ontology annotation, molecular function: RNA-DNA hybrid ribonuclease activity; magnesium ion binding; 5'-flap endonuclease activity. The transcript has 11 exons. Bases 1074 to 2120 code for a protein of 348 amino acids. Gene Ontology annotation, cellular component: nucleus.